GUCUGUAGUGUGUACGCCGUACGGCUUCUCGUUUAGAGUGGUUCAAUUAAGUUGUAAUUCUUUGGUAGCUUGUUAUAUUUCUGAUACUUAAUAAUAAACCCAUAAAAUAUGAGAGGCAGAGGUGGACAACGAGGUAGAGGAUUCGCUCAAGGUGGACAGGGCAACAGGGAUUGGCACGCGAAAAAAUCUGCAACACAAAAUGGCCCACUGAUGACGGAUCACUUGAGAGAUAUUGAUAUAGAGUUGGAGAUAUUGAACAGACGAAGACAGAUGCUUCAGCAAGAACAUGAACUGCUUGAUCAGGAAAGGGAAUAUAAUGUGAAGAGACAUUAUGAUUAUGAGCAACCUAUGACUUCUUACAACCAGCCUAACUACUAUCACAGGCAAGGCAAUAAACGCCAGGCUGUUGAAAGAGCUCCUUCAAAUCAGUUCAACCUACCUGCAAGAGUUGAACCCUGGGAGCACAAUGCCCAAUCAAAUAACCCUAGCUUUAUCCCUCCAUUACUUAGCUCUGUGACAAGAGACCUUCUGACUAGGCCUGCUAGACCCCCUUCACGUAAAGAGUUUAGGCCAACUAAGCCCAAAGCCCCAGUGCGUAGCAAUUUCAAUCCAACUAAAGUAACAAAACAGAAAUUGCGUACUGGCUUUUUAAAAAAGACUUCAAUUUCUCACCCUCAAGACAUCCAACCAAAAACGAUCAUUACACCAAAAUCUAGCUAUGUGCCUCCAAAAUCUAGCCAUGUUCCUCCAAAAUCUAGCCAUGUGCCUCCAAAAUCGAGCCAUGUUCCUCCAAAAUCUAGCCAUGUGCCUCCAAAAUCUAUUUCUGUGCCUCCAAAAUCUAUUUCUGUGCCUACAAAAUCUAGUGUGGCUUCAUCUUUCGCUCCAAUAGAAGAUGACACAUUCAUUUUGCGUCAUAACGUCCAACCUUCGCCGCAGUUGAACGGCCGAUUGGAAUUAGCUUUAGGAAGUAUUACAAAGGAUAUUAGAAAAUUAGAUUCUUCUAAUUUCUCCCUAACCACGGCGUCAUUUCAAAGCCAACGAAUACUUAAGCAGAUAAUUAGAGAAAGGAUUCACUCUGUCAUGCUAGAUAAGAAGGUUGGGAAUAUGCAAGAUAUUGUUGCUUGCUACCGAAAAAAAUAUCCAGUAGAGACAGACGCCGAAUUACUUAAACUUGGCCAUGAUUGUCAGGUUUACUAUAUCCACACCUUGGGUAUUACGCCUACUAUUAACUCAGAUAAUGUUAAGGACUUUUUCAAGGCCAAUCUGACUAAAGUACUUCAUAAUAAAGUGGAAAAACUUUUAAGUCAACUUAAGGAUAUCAGCUCCGUUCAAGAUGGUGAUGAUACAAUACUGAAAAUAAUGGAUGAUGUAGUUGAUCUAGAAGAGAGUGAUAUAGUAGAAAAUGCACCACGAAAACCUAAGAAUGACGACCUGUCUAAAGAUGAAGUAUCUGAAGAAGAGAAAGUUAAUAAGAAGAUUGAGAAGGCAAAGAUUUAUAUGAAGUUGAUGGAGAACUUGAUUGACGUUAGACUGCCUGCUAUACUUACCAAACAUAAAGAAAGUUUUGUCACAAUGAUAGAACCUGAUAAAGAAUAUAAACUUGCCAAGGCUGAAGUUAUAGAGGCCACAGUGAAGGAAGCUGUUUCUCUUGUUGCCAAGAAAAUUGAUAAUACCAGGUUUGCUAUUAUGGAUGCAAUUAUUGAUAAUACUACAACCACUAAAGAGACUGAACAUACUGAAGAAAAUGAAGCAGUUUCAGUCAAUACUGAAGGUUCCAAUGAACCUACUGUUUCACAAAAUAUUUCAACUCCGCCAUUGGUGUGUGUGAGCACACCAACUUCCAAAAUAACUGAACAUCCCUAUUAUGUAAAGUUAAUUGGCCGUCCUGAAUUACCAUCUCGCGCCUCAGUCUAUGCAUAUUUAGAGCAAUUCAAACCUGCUAGCAUCAAAAAGCAUAAAACUAUUGGUAAUUUGCUAGUCAUUGGAUUUAAUGACAAGGAAGCUUAUGAAAAAAUAAUGGAGGCUGGCGAUAAAGUUAUUGGUGAAAAUACCAUGACUGUAAGGUCAAGUGAAAAGGUAAACCUGACUCCUCAAAAAGUUGAAAAUGUGAAUGCAACUCCACAGAAGAGUGAUGAUGCACUUAAUGACACAACUUCAAAAGAAAGUACUUCACUUAACGAUGCAGCCGAAAAUUCACUCCAAGAUACAACCACCAAUAAAGAAGGAAACGAAAUUAAGGAUUUGGACGCAACAGAUCUUAACGACAGCUUGAAUAUUGGUCAAGAUAUUGAAGAUCAAAUAACUAACUUACUCACGGAAGUUAAGAACGAAGAUGAUAAUGAUGAACAUCCAAAUACUGAUAAGGAGUAUGAAAAUAAAGACAUAACUAAACCUAGUGAAAGUGACGAUAAUAUUGGCGAAGAAGCUUCUAAAACGAUUUCCGAAGUUACUGAAACAACAGCUUGUGUAGAAAAUAUUCAACCAACUAAAACUAAGUCUCAGGAUAAUGAAAACUUAAAUGGUAAUGAUACAAAAGAUGACCACGCAAAUGAAAGCGAUCCAAAAAAACAAACAGAAAACGCACAUGUUGAAGUAAAUGAUGUUAAAAGUAAUCUUAAAGAUUGCGGACGCGCAACACCUACAAGGUCCUCAUCUCGAUUAGCGGCGACCCCUAGUACAAUUAAAACUAGACGCGCCAGUAGAUUAGCGCAAAAUCAAUGAUAAUAAUAAUAGUUUGCUGAAGUAAAAUUUGAUUGAAAUUAAUUUUAUGUGAAUUUGGUAUAAAGCUGUGUUAGCUUAUAAUUAUGUGACUAAUAAUGGAUUAAAUUGAUUAAAUUCUUA
Pieris napi is the source of this 2841-nucleotide messenger RNA. RefSeq lists its product as uncharacterized. The record is from RefSeq and is a predicted model, not a curated record. The coding region runs from base 109 to 2721 and encodes 870 amino acids. Lineage: Eukaryota; Metazoa; Arthropoda; Insecta; Lepidoptera; Pieridae. The transcript is spliced from 8 exons.